This is a messenger RNA of Centropristis striata (black sea bass), 882 nucleotides long. It is a transcript of the gene lamtor2, whose product is annotated as late endosomal/lysosomal adaptor, MAPK and MTOR activator 2. Gene Ontology annotation, molecular function: guanyl-nucleotide exchange factor activity; molecular adaptor activity. The transcript is spliced from 4 exons. Gene Ontology annotation, cellular component: Ragulator complex. Lineage: Eukaryota; Metazoa; Chordata; Actinopteri; Perciformes; Serranidae. The record is from RefSeq and is a predicted model, not a curated record. Gene Ontology annotation, biological process: positive regulation of TOR signaling; cellular response to amino acid stimulus. Bases 127 to 504 code for a protein of 125 amino acids.
GAAGAAAAUAGUCAGCUGACUUGACUGUUGUUGAGUUCUUUUUGACAGUUUAAAGGCAGUUGUUUGUUGUUUAGUCAUUGAAAAUAUAUAGUUUUUGCAUUAAUACAUGUUAGUGAGUAAAUAACUAUGCUACGACCAAAGGCAUUAACGCAGGUUCUCAGUCAGGCGAACACAAACGGAGUCCAAAGCACACUCUUACUGAAUAAUGAAGGCUCACUUCUGGCGUACUCUGGGUACGGAGACACUGACGCACGAGUGACAGCUGCCAUCGCCAGCAACAUUUGGGCGGCCUAUGACAAGAACGGCCACCAAGCCUUUAAUGAGGACAAACUCAAAUUCAUACUCAUGGAUUGUAUGGAGGGAAGAGUGGCCAUUACUCGUGUUGCCAACCUACUACUGUGUAUGUACGCCAAAGAGACAGUGGGCUUUGGAAUGCUUAAAGCCAAGGCAGAAGCACUGGUGCAGUAUCUGGAGGAACCAUUGACCCAAGUGGCAGCAUCAUAGUGGAGAUGUGACUGAAGCUCUGCCUGUUGCUUCUGUCAACCUGGGGGAAAAAAGCAUCAAAUGAUCCAGGUCAUUAAUGGACUACUGUAACAUUCUGUGUACAUGCAUAUAUAUAUCUAUGAGUGAGUGAGUGAGUGAAUAUGUGUGUGGCUUGGAGGUGGAGGGCUCAGUGUAUUUAUAAACAUUGAAACUAAUAACUUGUAUGAGUUUUUAAAUAUUUGCCCUCCUUUUGUGUUCAUGUAUUGGUCGGUUGGAAGUCUGAUUAUACAGCUGCUGAAAUGAUUCCAUUAUCAGCCGGUCCCGCGGUUGAUUUAUUCAUUUGCAGUUCCAGUUCAGGCGUGCCGAUCACAGUUAGGCAUAAAAUUGAACAUUUUGAAU